Messenger RNA from Drosophila erecta, 979 nucleotides. RefSeq names its product ubiquitin-conjugating enzyme E2 4. Gene Ontology annotation, cellular component: nucleus. The record is from RefSeq and is a predicted model, not a curated record. Gene Ontology annotation, biological process: protein polyubiquitination. Gene Ontology annotation, molecular function: ubiquitin conjugating enzyme activity. NCBI's taxonomy places the organism in Eukaryota, Metazoa, Arthropoda, Insecta, Diptera, Drosophilidae. The transcript is spliced from 2 exons. Bases 100 to 825 code for a protein of 241 amino acids.
GUGAGACUAAAAUCAGUUGGGCUUUGUGCGUGGGCUGGAAAUAUGAAAGCCAAACAAAAUUGAAGUAAGAGCCAGAUAUCGCCACUCAAAAUCGCCGCAAUGUCCAGCGAUCAGGUAAGUUCCCAACCGGAAACGGAAGCGCACGCGCAGGCGGAAGCGGAAGCGGGAGCGGGAGCGGAAACGGAAUCGGAAGUGGACGUGGCGGUCGAGCCCGAAGUGCUCUCGGUAACCAGUGCGGCCAGCUCCGUGGAAGAUGCGGCACCCAGCACCAGCCGCAGUCACGGUGCUUCGGGCAAAUCCACCGAGGCACCAAUCACUGGUUGUGUGGUGCGAAUCAAGCGCGAACUGCAGGACAUUCGGAAACAUCCGCCACCGAAUUGCACCGCCGACUUGCAUCACGGGGAUCUUCUGCGCUGGACGGCAGGUGUGAACGGGCCAGCUGGCUCCGUGUACGAAGGCGGUCACUUCCGGCUGGAUAUACGAUUUCCGGCCAGCUAUCCCUUCCGCCCGCCACGCAUCCGGUUCACCACCCGGAUUUACCACUGCAACGUGGACAGUCGCGGCGCCAUUUGCCUGGAUGUUCUCGGCGAACGAUGGUCGCCGGUGAUGAAUGUGGCCAAGGUCCUACUUUCCAUUUACGUGCUGAUGAUUGAGUGCAAUCCGGACGAUCCACUAGUCAUGUGCAUUGCCGAUCAGUACAAAACAAAUCGCAGGGAGCACGACAAAAUCGCUAGGCAAUGGACGAAGAUGUUUGCGAUGACCCAGGCGCAGGAUGCGAAGGGAGGAAAGGAUGCGGAUCAGCAUAGUGGGCAAGAUCAGGAAUAAAGUCCAGUGCCAAGUCAGCCAGGAAAUCUGCAGUCACCAGAGCAAUGAAUCAAGUAAAACACGAUGCCCUUGAAUACAACUAUAAAUUUUAAAACGAUGCAUAUAUUUUGUCUAUUUUAUCUCUGAGAUGCAAGGAUUGCAAAUAAGUAUGCCC